Acanthamoeba castellanii str. Neff is the source of this 4245-nucleotide messenger RNA. RefSeq lists its product as uncharacterized. Gene Ontology annotation, cellular component: nucleus. Lineage: Eukaryota; Discosea; Longamoebia; Acanthamoebidae. The record is from RefSeq and is a predicted model, not a curated record. Gene Ontology annotation, molecular function: chromatin binding. Bases 1 to 4245 code for a protein of 1414 amino acids. The transcript is spliced from 18 exons.
AUGAGCCUGGGGUCUGAUUUGUUGGCUACGCUUGAUAGCCAGGAGUUGUACUCGAAGCCGGCACCACCAGCCUCGCAGGAGGUGCCCAGCCUCCCGUUUGAGCUCUUCCCCACCACCUCGACGCCCACCUCUUCACCUCUUUUAUUCUCCACGCCACCUGCCUCGUCCACCAGCACUACUUCCGCUUCGACCACACCACAGGGUGCUCUCCUGGUGGCCUCGCCACGGCGUUCGUCCCACCAGCGCCAGACAUCACCACUGCGCGGCACGCAAGUCAGGAAGAAGCUCUCCCUGAACCCACAGCAGCGCGGGAAGGAGAGCGAAGUCAACCUCCUUGCGGCGUGGCCUGCUGCGACCACAACGAGGGACGGAAGAGGAGGAGCAUCACGGCAAGCGACAACGAGAGCAGAGGAAGAAGAGGAAGAAGAGCUGACCGAGCUGGACGCAGCGAUGAACGCGCUGCACGACGAAAAGGAGGAAGCGGCAAUAAGCGAAGAGGAGAAGGCUAUUACUUGGCGCGGAGAGCCGGUGGCGAGCGACGACCUCCAUGGGAUCACCUAUCGCAACCAGUUCGCCGUAGAACCGAAGGGCACCGUAUUCCGGGUCGGAGACAGUUUUCGUUGUGCUACUAAACGGCAGGGCGCCGAGGACGACGACUAUCUUGAAGCCACGAUGCCCGCUGAUGCCUCUUCCGAAGAGCAACCCUCCAUCUGCAAGCUGCGUUUCCUAUGGGCCGACUCACGAGGCAAGCAGUGGGCUCUGUGUGAGAAUUUUUACAUGCCAGAGGACACAGUCUUCGGGCGCAAGCCCUAUCACGGCAGCAAGGAGCUGCUCAAAGGGGAGUACGCCGAGCGGCAGCUGCUGGCGGAGGACAUCAAGGCCAAGGUGACUAUCGAGGAGUUCUCGGUCUAUCACGAAAGGGAGGUCUUCCCGGAGGACGUCUACUACUGGCGACAAGAGUACUACGUGCGGCCCAAGGCCCGUGCACCCUCGCCGCCUACGCUCUCGCUGAGGAAAAGGACCAAGGAAGACCGCGAGAAGAGCGACCAUGCGCGGAAUGCGAGUCUGGUGGAAAAGCACACCAAGAUGGUGGAGAAGCUGAUCGACCGCAGGCGACGCUCGGAAGCGCGCAGGCUGGCCGAGGACCAAAAACGUCAACUCGAGGAGGAACAGCGCAGAUCCAAGGCCUUGACCCGCGACGCUACCCGGACCACCAUCGAGAUAGACGAGGACAGCGACCACGACAACGAGGUCAACGAACCCACCGAAAAGCAAGCAGAGGAAAUUGCGCUGCUGGCGCCCUUUGAGUCGGUGGCUAUGGUGGUCGAUGAUGGCGUAGUCGAACAGAAGAAAGCGGAAGAAGACGAGUGUGAGACCGUCACAGAGACCGCAACGAAAGCGGAGGUGGUGGAAACGGAUGAAGGGCAGAACGGAGCGGUGGAAACGGCCUCCCCGCCGGCUUCGUACGCUGGCACGGCCUCGGCGAGUAAUCGUCUGCCCUCACCGACGCCCUCGCCUCACGAGAUUCUUCAGACGCCGCCCACUGCCGUCUCGCCUGCGCGAAAGAGACUCCGCCGAACUGGAGGACCCACGCUCUCCUCGCUCUCGGCGCUUUCGGCCUCAGGCUCUUCAUCGAUGUCGGCUGCGCCCUAUUCUUCUACGUCGACCCGCGGGGCAUCGACAGCUUCGUCGCUGUCUUCGCUCGCCGCAGCUAGGCGGGAGGCGCAGCAGGUCUCGCUCGUGCCUCUGUCGCAGCGCGGGCGAGGGAAGCACGAAGCCAUCGAAGUCAACAGUGAUGACGAUGACACCGCCUCGGUCCUCGCCCAGCCAUUGCCACCGGUGGUGCCGAGCGUGUCCAGCAGCCAGCCGCAGCUUGCUAGGCGACCGCCCACCAAGCUCGGGGCCGAAUACGAGCCCGCUGUGGCACAAGAGCGAGGCAGCCGCUGGAAGAUGUACACCCAGGAGUCCCCCGACGAUGCCCUGCAGAACCAAACGACCGUCAGCCUCAAGGCCAACACAAAGCCACGGAAGAAGAGGGUCGACGUCUUCAAGUUCCCGAGUGAUGACGAAGAAGAGGCCAGCGGCCAUGAGGAGGCGGAGGCCACAGAGCUGCAGCUGCCACAACAGAACCUUCAGGAGGAAGAAGAGGACUCAGAUUUCGCUGCGCGGCGAUCAACCCGCAUCCUUAAGGCUCGCAAUUCACCGCUCACGUUCCGGGACAGGCUCAAGCAGGGAAAGGUAUUGGAUAUGCUUCAAGGCUCGAAGCAGUCCGCUGCUCUCUCGGCACCGCCACUUCCGACCGCCACAACAGGUCCGGCGGAGGAGGAAGAGCGCGCAGACGGCGCCGAACCAGCGGGCCUCGGCCAGGCGGAAAGAGGGCCGAAGACCAAGACGGGAGCGCACACUCGCUCGUUUCUCGUCCACCCACCGAAGCAGGUGAUGCCCCACAGCCCCAGUCUGGCCAUCCUCCGCUCGCUGCAAAAGCCGACCCAUCUGUCACACGCGUCCCACUCGCCUUCGUCUUCCCAAUCGCUAUCGUCCUCGUCAUUGUCGUCUUCGGCGCGCAGCCUUCUCUCUUCGUCGUCAUCGUCGUCGAACCAGGCCAAGAGUGCCACCAGCACCAGCACCAACACCGGGCGGGCGGAUCCGGUCACGCUCUAUCUGGAUGAAGGCGACGGCGACGAGCUCGAUGAAGAAAAGCACAGCGAGCGAAAGCGGAAGAGGGAAAGAGAGAAGGAGAGGCCCAGCGUCGAGGAAAAGAGCAGGAAGCCGCUGGGCAGCUCCGGCGGAGGGCUCCUGCGGGCGCAUUCGGCCGAGAGAGCGGCCUCCACAUCAACGCGACCGCGCUCGCGCCGGUCGUCCAUCACGUCGUCAAAGCAGGUCUUUCUUGAAUCCGACGAGAUCGUGGAGGAGGUGGGCGACCAGCAGAACGACGACCGUCGACGCCGAAAGGCGGCUGCGACAGAGAAGACCGGGCGCAAGAGAGACCUAAGCCCGAACAGGGGCAUCUCCACCACGACGACGACGAGCAAGAGCAAGAGCGACAAGGAGCGAAGUGACAGCGAGAGCAGCAGCACCCGGACAACACGCAGGCGCGCAGCCAACGCCACGACGAGGGCGGCCACGAAGCUAAGCAGCAAGGCUGGAAGCGACAACGACAGGAGCGUAACAACGACGUCGGCGGAGAAGAAAAAGACGACGGGAGCGGUAUCUCUGAAGAGGAAGAAGCUGGAGGACGAGCUGCUGGCGGAGUUCGAGGCCGAAACCGAACCGCUUGGGUCGUCCACGAGCAGAAGGAGCACGCGGCACAGGAAGCGACCGCGCAAAGUAGAGGAGGAAGAGGACGAAGAGGAGGAGGAGGAACAACCGGAGAAAGACGAAGAACAAGAGGAAGAGGAGGAGAAAGGGAGGCGCAAGAGUAGGCGAACACGGACGCGGGUCACUGCGCGGGAGAAGAUGGACAGACAAAGGCGGCGACUAGAGGCGGGCAGUAGCGAUGAAGACGAGGAAGGCGAGGCAGAGCAGAGCGAAGAAGAGGGAGAGGAAGAGGAGGAUGAAAUGGCCGGCUUCAUCGUCGACGAUGACGAUCACGAUGACGAAGCACAGGCGAAGCUCGACGCAAUGUUGGGCCGAGGCAAGGGCCUGCCGGAGUCUUUUUCCGUGUACGUGCAGUACCUCAUCUCCGGCUGCCUCGACCCAGACUUCGUCACCUCCCUGUCGUCCAAAGACAACGCGGUGGUCAGCCGAAAGGAGAGCCUUGUGAGCAGCAGCGCCUGGGUGCCCGGGUUUCGUCACGCUCUUGAAUCUCUACCGAACUACCACUCGUGGCCGGCAGGCUCGGCGCUAAAGAAGGACUGCGAGGCCUGCAAGCGCACCAAUCACCGGGCCACGUACAAGGCCUUCCCAUUCAAUCUGCUGCGGAUUGUCGUGGGGUACCAGCUGGAGCUGUCAGGUCCGCACUAUGACACUCGAGCGUACUGGAGCGGCAGCAUCUCUUUUGGUGAGGUGAAUGAGAGUAAGGAGGGCAAGGCCAAGUACCGACUGGGCAAGCAGUGCCAUGCCCGCACCAAGCUGUUUCACACCCUCCACCACUACCAGUACAUGACUCAGCAGCUGGUCGACAGGCGAGUUGAAAGCGUGCUCGGCACGGGCGUGGACGAGACGCAGGUCUUGUUCGAUGAGUUCCAGGCCCUCCUGAAGAGAGCGGACAACUUCCGGGACGACCCCAAAGACCACGACGGCUGA